This is a messenger RNA of Bactrocera dorsalis (oriental fruit fly), 1047 nucleotides long. Its product is annotated as ryncolin-4. The record is from RefSeq and is a predicted model, not a curated record. The coding region runs from base 30 to 842 and encodes 270 amino acids. The transcript is spliced from 3 exons. Lineage: Eukaryota; Metazoa; Arthropoda; Insecta; Diptera; Tephritidae.
GGGUUAUUUUGUAAAAUAAAUUCGGGAAGAUGUGCAGACAACAGUGGUUCUCGUUGCUUUUAGCUUUGCUGCUAAUUUACUGUGGUCUCGGUGCCAGUACAGUAAGCAUUGCGGGAAACGAUGACCUGUGUAUGAAAUAUUUACCGUCAAACUGCAAUGAAGCAGUUCAUUCGGCGGGGAGCAAAGCUAAAAGUGGUAUAUAUAAAAUUGGAUUGCCACUGCCACAAGGUGCUGUUAAAGAGUUCUAUGUUAACUGUUUGCUGGAUCCAUUGGGUGGAGAGGCCUGGACGCUAAUACAACGACGACAGGACGCAUCUAUACACUUUCAUCGUGGCUGGGAAGAGUAUAAGAACGGCUUUGGCAACUUAAAUACGAAUUUCUUUAUUGGUCUCGACAAAUUACAUGCCCUAACGGAAUCACAGUUGCAUGAACUAUGGAUUGAGUUGAAGGACUUCGACGAUGUGAAAAGGCAUGCCAUGUACGACAGUUUUGCCAUUACAGACGAGAGCCAAAAAUAUGCAUUGAAUAUUUUAGGCACAUAUUCGGGCACAGCAGGUGACGCUUUAACUAAGGUACACGAUGGCGCCAAGUUCAGCACAAUCGAUCGGAAUAAUAGCGAGCGUGGUUUCGAUUGCGCAGCUUUAUAUAAAGGCGGUUGGUGGUAUGGAAAUAAUGAUUGCCACCAUAGUAACUUAAAUGGACUCUACCAUAAUGGCUACUUUGAUACUUAUGCUGAAGGUAUAGUUUGGUCGAAUUGGCGUGGAUACUACUAUUCUAUGAAAUACGUUCAUAUGGCAAUUAGACCGAAAGAUCUGCGUAUCGCCCUUAUAGGAAGACAGUAGAUUCAAGCACUCUUUUAACCCGGAUUACGUCACCGCAACAUUCUAAACCCAAACCAAACAAUGACGCCAAGCUGCAGGUCUGUUCGUCAGCACGAAGUCAACCAAACUAAUAAUACGAGUAUAUUUAGAUAAGUAAACAUUAUAAUAGAAUAUAAGCGCAUAGUAAAAAAACUAUACAGCAGAAUGUCAAAUAAAGUGAAAUGAU